CCCACCCCUAUUCCUGAGGCCCUGGAACCAAAGAGCCGACCUGCUGUGGCCCCUAAGCCCAAGAGGCUUCCCUCCAACAUUAUCCUGAAGUCUCACAAGUUAGACAGUCACCCAAGCCCCUCGCCCAUUGACAGGUCAAUGAUUGACCCCCAGAAGGUGCGCAGGGAGGCCCUACGGAAGCUUGGGCUCCUGAAGACUGAAGAUGGAGACUCAGGCCCUGUCGUUUCAUCCAAAUCCAGGAAGUCAUGGGCAUCCCCUCCUUCUCACAGCCUGGUUACCACCCAGACCAAAGCCCCAGCCAAAAUCCCUACCCCAGCUCCAGUCCCAGCCAUCACCCUUACCCCAGUCCCUGCCAUCACCCUUACCCCAGUUCCUGCCCUAGCACUAACUCCAGCACUAGUCACAGCCCCAGUUUCAGCGACUAUCCCAUCCCCUCCCACUACCCCAGCCCCAGCCCCAGCCCAAUUCAGUGACAAUGCCAAAACUCUGCCCUCACCUGCUACACUUCCUUCACCACCCAUGCAUAUUCCCCCUCCCAUAGGGGUCAAAUCAGCGACUCUGGAGCGCUCCGGCAAGGGCCUGAGCAGCUACAUGGCCAGUAAUGCCUCCCUCAGGGCCAACCAAGGUCCCAAAGUCGCACUAUCCCCUGGCAACCUGCGCAACUCUCGACCUCGCCCCGCCUCCCUAGGAACUGGGAAAGACUUUGUGAAUGUUCAGGGUGAGGCCUCCCACCCCCAGCCAGUUCAUGGGGAGUCCCAUAACAAGCUGCCCCGCUCCCAUGGCAUCAGUGUGCUCAUCUGCCCCAACAGCAAGAGUGGAGAGGACCGACGGGAGGCCCUGAAGAAGCUAGGACUGCUGGGGGACUGAGGGCAUGAAGAGGGGCAAUGUAACUGCACCAUUACAUAAUCAAUAGGAGGGGUGAGGUCUGAGGAGGAUGUUCUUAAUAUGGAUUCCGUACAACUAAGCCAUCCUCUAGUCUUUGGUCACUGGAACACUUACAUUUAUGAGAAGAUUAUUCUCCCCAUAAAAAUGCCUUCUUUGAAGCAAUAUGCAAAGAGCACUAUUUGAUUGAUGGAGAAUUACUUGGCUCUACAGACAGCUACAGUAUAUAUUCAUAGAGGGCAGUGUCUUUUUGCCUUACUGCACAGAAAUGCUGUAUGUACCCGAAGACUGCCUUUUAAUGAAUAUCAUGAUUACAAUAUACUACUAUGAGAUACUACACUAACUACAGUAUGCAGUACCGUAGGUAAAUGAAAGGCUGUUUGUAAACCUCAUUUGACAUAUUCAGUAAUUUUCUAAAUAAAAUACAAUAAACUCCAUGAGGGAUGUUGUGUUAUGAAAUUGUAUGGCAUCCUCUACACAAUCUGUUUUCUAAAAUGGGGAAUAGACAUGAUGUUAUUGUUACAGUUAAGGAUGUGCCUUUAUAACUUCUCUUUUCACGUAACCCUUUGAUAAGAAUACUAUCGUUUUAACUUCCUAAAGUUCCUCUAACCUCCCCUCAGUUAUUGUUAUUUGGGGGGACCAUGGCAACCAGUAAAAAUGUUUUUGCUGAUUUGCAAUUUGACUCGGACUCAAUUAAAGGUGUCUAAAGACUU
Messenger RNA from Oncorhynchus gorbuscha (pink salmon), 1595 nucleotides. RefSeq names its product specifically androgen-regulated gene protein-like. Bases 139 to 867 code for a protein of 242 amino acids. The record is from RefSeq and is a predicted model, not a curated record. Lineage: Eukaryota; Metazoa; Chordata; Actinopteri; Salmoniformes; Salmonidae. The transcript has a single exon.